Messenger RNA from Formica exsecta, 798 nucleotides. RefSeq names its product F-box only protein 21-like. NCBI's taxonomy places the organism in Eukaryota, Metazoa, Arthropoda, Insecta, Hymenoptera, Formicidae. The record is from RefSeq and is a predicted model, not a curated record. Gene Ontology annotation, molecular function: DNA binding. The transcript is spliced from 4 exons. The coding region runs from base 76 to 699 and encodes 207 amino acids.
CUACUUUAUCCAUCGAACAUUAUCAGAGGGAGGUUCCAAGAUAAUGAAUUUCUACUGACUUCAUCAAAUGAUAUUAUGAUUAAGGGAAUAGAAAUCAUCAUGAGAAUUUUUGAUAUAACAUAUCUUUAUAAACAUUUCUUUGUGACUUACGAAUAUGAAUUUAUUAUGGAAGAUAUUGAGAACAUAAAUAUUGAAAUUGAAUACAAAAAUAUUACAAAUACAAUAGAGGUUAGAUCUAACGCAGUAAAGGAACCAUUAAAAAAAAGGACAAAUGAUGUUAAAUUUGCCGUUGGAAUGAUCGUAACGCAUACAGAAAAAAAUAGUUUCUUUCUUGAUAAUCAUUACGGUGUAAUCAUUGGAUGGGAUCGUGAAUGUGACAUGAAAAUCGAAGACAAAUUGAACAAUACUAUUAUGUUUCCAUAUCUACAUAAAUGCGAGGAUUUUUAUCACAUUUGCGUAUGUCAACAAUUUCCAGCCAAUGCCCAUCAACCGUACUACAUUAUUCUCACCAAGAAUGAUAUAGUAUGUUAUGUGCAACAAGAUCAACUAUCCAUAUCCCCACCCAAAAGAAUCAAUAACGUAGAAAUUGGAAGAUACUUCUCCAGCUUCGAAGGCACUUAUUACGUACCGAAUGAAAGCUUAAGAAAACAUUAUCCAGAAGAUACCGCUGCAAUAGCCAAAAUACUUGCCAAUCAAUAGUUUUUAUUAUCUUAAAAUGUACAAUUUGUUGUAUAUAUAUUAUAAAAGAAUUUUUUUUUUGAAAAUAAUUUAAGAAAUUAAAGAUAUAUGUAAUUAUAU